Paramecium sonneborni is the source of this 311-nucleotide messenger RNA. The record is from the annotation of a GenBank genome assembly. NCBI's taxonomy places the organism in Eukaryota, Ciliophora, Oligohymenophorea, Peniculida, Parameciidae.
AGAUAGAUAUGAUACUGUUGGUGAGAUAAAUUGAAAUAGAGGUUAAAUGAAAAUAAAGACUUAAAUAGUAGUGGGUUUGAAAGGUAAGAGAGGAAAAUAAGAAUCAAUGGAGAAAUGAUUGAAAAGAUAUAAAAAAUUAGAUGAUUAAUAAAAAUAGAUAUAAAUAAUUGUAAUUUGAUAGUGAGUAAAGUAGAUGAAGAAAGAAGAGAUGGAUAGUGUUUUAGUUGUGGAGAGAUAUAAAAUAUAAUAUAAAAUAAUAAUAUAUGGAUAUUUCUAGAAUAAUUGUUAUUUGGGUAAUUAAGGAGAUUGAA